GGAUAUACAGCUGUUGAUCAUGUUCUCACACAAUCCCCAUUCCCUCCUUGUUUUAGUCAACGUACUGAUAAACUGUACUUAAACUUCCUCACUAUGUAGAAGGCAUGUUGUCAGAAGCUCAUGUUCAAAUAGUCAAAUAGGGAAGGCAUACUUCUGGCUCUCUGUUUCUCUAUGUCAGUUGAUUCAUUCUAUUGAAGGAGUAGCAAUCUUUUAACAGCCAUGUGGAUUGUUCCCACUUGGUUUUGAUGACAUUGACUGAUGAUUGCCAGGGAACACACUGUAAUACAUUGUAGAUUAGUGUGUGUGUGUUUGGAUAGUGUGGGCAGGGUUAAGUUUUGUCUAAGCAUCUCCCUUCAAGCAGCCAGCUCCUGACCUCAUUCAAACUGCGGCUCUCAACACAGACAGACGUACAACAUGGGCGGAGACACACCAGACCCUGUGGACGCCGACUUCAACUACGACUAUUAUUUAAUUCGAAAAGGAGGACUCAUCUUCGCUGGCGUGCUCUUUUUGGUGGGAAUUGCUAUCCUUUUCAGUAAGAAGCUGAACUGUGGGGCAAAUCGGAAAGCAAAGCCUGCGAGCACUGAGAAAUGAGUCACAACGACAGAUCAGCGGACACCCUUCUACUACCCAGAGGUUGGACAGCGAGGAAUGGAUGCUCGAAUUAGCAUAGGUUUGCUGUACAUGUUACAUAAAAACAACCAUAACAACUUCGUGACAUAGCCUGGUCUGUCGUCGUGUGAAGUAGGAUGCCCUUGCUCACCACUGUAACGAUGUAGUUAGAAGGCAAACGGAGAAUCCGUGUCUAGAAUGUGGCUGUUCAGUUUGUGACCUGACUCCUGUUAAUAAAACUGUUGUUCUAUACGUGUG
Messenger RNA from Osmerus eperlanus (European smelt), 870 nucleotides. It is a transcript of the gene fxyd2, whose product is annotated as FXYD domain containing ion transport regulator 2. Gene Ontology annotation, biological process: monoatomic ion transport; regulation of sodium ion transmembrane transporter activity. Gene Ontology annotation, cellular component: membrane. The coding region runs from base 415 to 594 and encodes 59 amino acids. Gene Ontology annotation, molecular function: sodium channel regulator activity. The record is from RefSeq and is a predicted model, not a curated record. NCBI's taxonomy places the organism in Eukaryota, Metazoa, Chordata, Actinopteri, Osmeriformes, Osmeridae. The transcript is spliced from 5 exons.